This is a messenger RNA of Suhomyces tanzawaensis NRRL Y-17324, 2120 nucleotides long. RefSeq lists its product as uncharacterized. The transcript has a single exon. Lineage: Eukaryota; Fungi; Ascomycota; Pichiomycetes; Serinales; Debaryomycetaceae. The coding region runs from base 270 to 2042 and encodes 590 amino acids. Gene Ontology annotation, cellular component: nucleus. The record is from RefSeq and is a predicted model, not a curated record. Gene Ontology annotation, molecular function: histone binding; protein heterodimerization activity.
UCUCAACUGUUUUUAGGGCUAUUUUGAUUGGAACUUUUCCUAGUCUGCCGCCACUUUUACUGUUUGAGAAGCUACACUAGUAUCGUAUCUCGUAACAUUCAGAAUAUUCAGCGAUGAUUUACCAUUAAUAUCCAUCCUAUUGAUGGAUUUAUCAGUUAUUUAUGAGAAAACAACUCGUUUUGCAGCGCUUCGCGUGUUUGGUGGGGUCCAUCGCACUGCAUAUGGGCAGAUAUCAGUAAACACCACCAUCAAGAACUGGCCCCCCGUCCAUGGAUAACAUACCCAACCUCUCGUACGACUCGUCGGGACAGUUCAGUGGGCGCCAGACAGAGCCCAAACUGAUCGCCAUCGAAAGCGACGACGAGCCAUCGCAGUUCGACCUGCUCCACGAAGACAAACAACUCCAUCACGACUCACAGGCGUUCCAACGAGAACUCGAACGCCUAAAGGCCCAGAGCACGCGAAAGUUCCAGUCCAAAUGGGAGCAAAUCCUCCAGAAGUACUCGACCAUCGAAGACGAGAAGGCCAGUGACGAGAUCGACUUGGUCACUGGCAGGAUCACCAUCGACAAUGGCCAUUUGAGAUCGUUGAAUACCCAAUUGGCGCAUGAUAAGAACAGUCUGGACGGCAACAUCUGGGCCGUGGACUACGACUGGGAACGUGACAAACGACUCAAGCAAAAGAAGCAGAAAGACCAGAAACAUCAGCUCAAGUCCCGGUUGAAACUGCUAAACCUAUUCUAUAACUCGCUGUCGACGGAGUCAAUCGAUGAACCCACCCACAAAAGAGCACCACUAGAGGACAACCUACUUCUAAACCCCUCACCCACCAAGAAAUCCAGACUCUCAUCCAGCCCAGUCAGGGCCGACGCCAGAUUCGAUGUAUCCCCUACAAAGGCUGCACCAGUAGGGUCAGACUCUGACACAUCUCCUAUCAAGCAGAACGGGAAGGGUGCCAGCCAGAAUUCUGAUAUACUUCCCACAAGAUUAUUCGACUUGUCUGGGAAUUUUGAUAGCCCUACUGAAGGCUCCAGUUUUGACUUGAGUCAUUCGUCAAGUAUAUCCGAGCACCCAAAAUCCAAAAAAUCCCUGAAAUGUGCUCUGGACCAAUUCGAAGAGGAGUAUUCAAUCCUAACGGAAUAUUUGGUGGAUAAUUCUCCCCAAGUCAAAAUAUUUGAAUGUGCUAUUGAAAAUUGUUACUAUUGCACAGGAAACAAGUCAUUAUACCAAAAUCAUCUUCUUGAAAAGCACUCAGGCGUCCUCUACACCUUGGGGUACCCAGUAUCUUUGAAUGAAAACGAAACACCUCUAAGCGUGUCGGAAAAGGUCUCCAAAAAAUUGCACGAUCAAUUUCCUAUUAUGUACCCCAUUCCACCUUUAGCAUUAUCCGGGACUGGCGAGCCCUUCCACUGUAUGAGGAAAAUGCAAAAUGGAAAAUUGUGCCAGAAAUUCUUCUUGUCCAUGGGUGACUUGAGGAAACACCAAAUGGACAGCUUAUCUGAUUGCUCUUGCAAGAAACAGGUAUUGGUGUGUCCUUUGUUGGGUUGUGGGUAUAUGACUGAUGGAGGCUACUUGGAAUGGAGAACUCAUUUUAUUGAUCUUGGACAUGAUAUAAAUCCUAAGCAGGUUGUAAAUCAAGCUCAAGAAAGUUCGUCGAUUGAAAAGAAGUUUUUUGAUAGAUACAACAUAAACCAAGAGUUAAUACGGCGUCCACUGGAUAUUAAUGAUAAUAUCAACGAGCUCUUCAGUGAUUCCAGUGGUAUAGAAUCCGAUUUGGAAGAUUCUGAACUACUGGAAGAAGAACUGCAUUCGGAGAAAGAGGACCCAUUUGAUUUCCCGAAAAUUGAUCAUAACAGCAUCCUAAAUUCCAAACCUGAAAGUCUGUAUGUGGAUGACUCUUCCUACACCCGAAUGAAUCCCCAAAUAGAGCCGAGAAAAAUUUCGAUACAGGGUGUUCCAGAUCUUUCAAAGUCUCCGGUAGAUUACAAGAUCGAUGUCGAUGCCCAAGGAUACGAGUCAAUAGAAGAGUUGUUCCAGGGAUGAGGUAGUUCAAUGCCGAUAAGAAAGGCAUGCGAACCAUAGUAAUAUUAAGCACAUUAUUUAUACAAGAACUAAUAGAAG